AUGGCGGCGGCGGACGCGGAGUCGCCGCCGGACGCGCCAGUGGUCGAGUGCUGGGCAUGCAGCGUGCUGGUUGCGGUGCCAGAAGUGGGCGGCGCCCCAGCACCCAUGUUCCGGUGCGGAUGGUGCGGGGCCAUUAACGACCACACGCCGCGCCCCGCCAGCGGGGGCGGCGCCGCCGCCGCGCGGCGCACCCCUGAGCGCGGCGCCCGCGGCCGCGCACGGCGGCUGCUGCGGCUGCUGGGCCCGCCGCUGCGGUGGCUGGUGGUGGCCUUUGUGGUGGUGCUCAUCGCGGCGGUCUCGGCCGUUGGCCUGUGCGUCGUGCUGCCGCGCGCCUUUCCCAAUCCGGUGGUCUACCUGCUGCACGCAGCCUUCGCGACGCUCCUGCUGAUGGCCACGUCUCUGCACUUCAUCACGGCCUGCUGCCACUCCCCCGGCCGCGUCCACGAGUGCGUGGCGCUGCCCGCGCGCGCGGCGGCGGGCCACUACCCGGAGGGCGCCUUCGAGGGGUGGGCCUUCUGCGCGCACCCCAGCUGCAACGCGCCCAAGCCGCCGGGGACGCACCACUGCAGCACGUGCGGCUUCUGUGUCGUGGAGCUGGAUCAUCACUGCGUCGGCCGCGCCAACAUGCGCGCCUUCCUGCUGUUCCUCGCCUGCAUCUGCCUGGCCUGCGCCUACGCCCUGGUGAUCUGCUCAUACCUGAUCUGGUCAAACUGGGCGCUCGUCACUGCUGGCCUCCGCGCCGCGACCUGGGGCUCUUCGGACGCCGGCCGGGCAGGGGCCGCGGGCGAGGUGGGCGGGGGCUGGACGGCCUGGGUGAUGAGGAUGAGCGUCACUUCGACGAUGGUGGUGGCUGUGUCACCCUGGUGGCUGCUGGCCACCUAUUACUUGCUAGCCGUCUGCGGGGCCGCGCUGAUGUGCGUGGGCGUGCUGCUGGUGACUCAGCUACGGUACAUGGCGACGGGGAUGACUUACAUCGACUACUUAAAAGCGCAGCAGCAGCUGCAGGGGACGUCAUCAGUCAGUGGUGACCACCAAAACGGCGGCGGCGACGGUUACGGCGGCGGCGGCACGGCCGGCGGGGCCGAUGGCGGCAGCAUGCAGCAGCAGCCGGUGCUGCUGCGUGGCCCGGGGCUCUGGGUGCGCCUUCGGGAGGUCCUGGGCGGCGGCAGCAGCAGCGGCGGCGGCGCGCUUUCAUGGCUCGUGCCGCGGUGGGACCCGCCGGAGGGCGUGCUGCUGGGGGCGCCGGCAGAUGAGAAGAAGGCCAGCUGA
Messenger RNA from Monoraphidium neglectum, 1269 nucleotides. RefSeq lists its product as hypothetical. The coding region runs from base 1 to 1269 and encodes 422 amino acids. Lineage: Eukaryota; Viridiplantae; Chlorophyta; Chlorophyceae; Sphaeropleales; Selenastraceae. The transcript has 5 exons. The record is from RefSeq and is a predicted model, not a curated record. Gene Ontology annotation, molecular function: palmitoyltransferase activity.